Messenger RNA from Mirounga angustirostris (Northern elephant seal), 4352 nucleotides. It is a transcript of the gene BCL6B, whose product is annotated as BCL6B transcription repressor. Gene Ontology annotation, biological process: positive regulation of gene expression; regulation of transcription by RNA polymerase II. The coding region runs from base 149 to 1594 and encodes 481 amino acids. The transcript has 9 exons. Gene Ontology annotation, molecular function: DNA-binding transcription factor activity, RNA polymerase II-specific; protein binding; RNA polymerase II cis-regulatory region sequence-specific DNA binding. The record is from RefSeq and is a predicted model, not a curated record. Lineage: Eukaryota; Metazoa; Chordata; Mammalia; Carnivora; Phocidae.
CCGCCAUCCCGGCCAGAUAAAGGAGCCGAGUCCAAGAGGGUAGAGAGACCCCGCCCCCCUGAGAAGAGAAGCCGCAGCCCCUGCAGGACGGGGGUAAGAACGACAGACCGAGGGAGCCAGACUCCUGGGUCCCCGAAAAGGGUUGCUGAUGGCCUGCGUCGCGAUGGGUUCCACCGCCACCCCCGAGGGUGCGCUGGGCUACGUCCGCGAGUUCACUCGCCACUCCUCCGACGUGCUCGGCAACCUGAACGAGCUGCGCCUGCGCGGGAUCCUCACUGACGUCACGCUGCUGGUUGGCGGGCAACCCCUUCGCGCUCACAAGGCGGUUCUUAUCGCCUGCAGUGGCUUCUUCUAUUCCAUCUUCCGAGGCCGCGCGGGCGUGGGGGUGGACGUGCUCUCCCUGCCCGGGGGCCCCGAAGCCGGGGGCUUCGCUCCUCUCCUGGAUUUCAUGUACACUUCACGCCUACGCCUCUCUCCUGCCACUGCGCCGGCUGUCCUCGCAGCCGCCACCUACUUGCAGAUGGAACACGUGGUCCAGGCAUGCCACCGCUUCAUCCAGGCCAGCUACGAUCCUCUGGGCAUCUCCCUGCGGCCUUUGGAGGCAGAACCGCCCACGCCCCCAACGGCCCCUCCAUCAGGCAGCCCCGGGCGCUCCGAAGGGCAUCCAGACCCACCUACCGAGUCUCGCAGCUGCAGUCAAGGCCCCCCCAGCCCAGGCAGCCCAGACCCCAAGGCCUGCAACUGGAAGAAGUACAAGUUCAUCGUGCUAAACUCUCAGGCCUCCCAAGCGGGGAGCCUGGCCGGGGAGAGGAGUUCUGGUCAACUUUGUCCCCAGGCCAGGCUCCCCAGCGGAGAUGAGGCUUCCAGCAGCGGUGGCAGCAGCAGUGAAGAAGGACCCAUUCCUGGUCCCCAGAGCAGGCUCUCUCCACCUGCUGUCACGGGACCAUUCAAAUGUGGGGCUCCAGUCAAUACCCCCCAUCUCCUCACAGCCCUGGCUCAAGAGACCACUGGAUCACACUCUGGGCGGGCCUGCCCACCACCAGGAAGUGAAUUUUUCAGCUGCCAGAACUGUGAGGCGGUGGCUGGGUGCUCGUCGGGGCUGGACCCCUUGGCUCCUGGGGAUGAGGACAAGCCCUACAAAUGUCAGCUCUGCCGGUCUGCCUUCCGCUACAAAGGCAACCUGGCCAGUCACCGCACGGUGCACACAGGGGAGAAGCCCUACCACUGUUCCAUCUGCGGAGCCCGCUUUAACCGGCCGGCCAACCUGAAAACGCACAGCCGCAUCCAUUCGGGAGAGAAGCCCUACAAGUGUGAGACGUGCGGCUCGCGCUUCGUGCAGGUAGCGCAUCUGCGCGCGCACGUGCUGAUCCACACCGGGGAGAAGCCCUAUCCUUGCCCCACCUGCGGCACUCGCUUCCGCCACCUACAGACCCUCAAGAGCCACGUUCGCAUCCACACCGGGGAGAAGCCGUACCACUGCGACCCCUGCGGCCUGCAUUUCCGGCACAAGAGUCAACUACGCCUGCAUCUGCGCCAGAAGCACGGAGCUGCUACUAACACCAAAGUGCACUACCACAUUCUGGGGGGGCCCUAGCUGGGCGCCGCGCCCAGGUCCCACUCGCUUCCCGGAAGCCGGGACAGCUGCGGGCUCGCGCCUGGCUUCCCUGUCGGGCCUGGGCAUGCGGGGCGUGCAAGGCCCCUCGGGCGUCGGCAACGGCCACCGCCUUAAAUUCGCACUGGGGAGAGCAGGGGUGGCAGAUCUCCGCUUGAUCUGCCUCCGUUUUGCUGGUCAAAACCUCUUCCCCACAAUCCAAAUUGUUCCUGAGGCGACAGCCAGCUGGGAGCUGCGGGGGGAGACUGGAGGGAACGGCCCUCCACCUGCAGCCCCCCUCUCAUUUGGUUUCUCUGUAAAUAUAAUUUAUUGAGGCCUGUGGGUGGCACCAGGGCCUUCAUUCCACCGCACUUCCCACGUGCACAAGUGUGAUCAAACGUGGCCCGAAGCACAGUGUGUGGGGCCAGCUCUGCGGGCAGAGAUGAGCACUUAGCGGUCUCCUUCGGCUUGACUGUUUUAUGUUUAUUCUUGUCAUAACUUUCAUCUUUAGAGUUGUUGUUUCUCCUAUCUGUUUGCUUGUCAGUUCGUUGAAAGUGGAGAAAGGGUCUCUCUGUGUCCCGUCCCUCCCAAUCCUAGGUCUGGAACCUUAUUUGUUCUAGGGCAGCUCUGGGGAUAUGUGGGGUUGUGGACUUGGGUCGGGAACCCUCUUUGGUAUUCUGGAUAUUGUGGGUUCUCUAGCGGGCUAGAACUGCAUAUGGACUCUGCUCUGGUUCCAAGACUUAGAGGACCUUUUUUUUGGUGAGCCGGAAAUGGAAGUAAGAAGUGCUUCCUGGGGGCCAUGGAUGUGGGGGCUUUGGCAGUCUUGGAACUGGAGGGAGGAUUGGAAAGGCUUUCUCUUGCGGCCCUCACUGGCCCAUGAGUCUGGUCACCUAGGUUUGGCUCCACUGUGCCGAUCUGUCAUGAGUUGGGCUUUAGUUGAGCCCAGAAUCCUCCCCCUGGGGCCUGUUCUCAGCACUGGGUUGAUCCCCCGUCCUUAUCAGAGGUGACGCAACCUUUUCUGACUCUGCCCAGACUCUAAGAAUGCUAUGACCUGUGGGAGAAUUAUUAAACUUUAUCUUGACUAAGAGAUAAAGAGUCAUGACCAGUCCUUAACUGUAGAGGUAUCUGGGUUCCAAUGUUCCUUGGGGUUCUCUCUACCUGAGACAAGCGCCUUCUUCCUUUAGUGGGUUUUCAGACAUCUUCUGGCAAGUGUCCAGAUUCCAGAAACUUCUUUGCCUCUAGAAGUCACAGGUGCUUGGUAACUGUCUUACCUUAGAAAAGCUAGGUCUGUGACCUGGCCUUCCUGUCACUGCAUUCCUGUCUGGAACCGGUGGAUGCACUAUUACCUUCCACAGGGAGAGAAAAGUGGCUGAGUUCCAUUCUGGAUUUGCUGUGGUUUGGGAUUAUGACUGGGAUUACUGUUGGGAUUAGGGAUUUAGAAGAUUUAAAAGAGUAACUGACUGAUGGUCCUUCUAGUUGACCAAGUAUCUGGGUGGGAUUAAGAGGUUGUUUGAGCGGCACAGUCCCCGUUGUAGGCCCAGUAGGUAGAAAGUUGGGAAUGGGGUUGCCUCUUGACUAGAUGGGAUGUCUGGAAUGUGAGAUGAUAGAUACUCUGAAGCCUUGACUUACAGUCCUUCGCCUGCUGCCUUGGGAGCUGUUUGAUUGUGGGGUAUGGGUGGAGGGUGAGGAGCACUUUGAAUUUGUGGGGUGGGGCUUCCUCAAGAUAGGUCAGGACUAAUUACUGCCGCUUGAGGACAGGUGAGAAAGCAACUUUUACCAUUCCCUCUUCCUCCCCACUGCAGAACUGAAGUAGGGAGAGAAAGCAGAAGAGAGAUAUGAGAAGGAACCGUGAUUUUUUUUUUUUUUUUCCAAUUGGAUGGGCAGGUGAAGAGCGCCUAGGGGUGGAAAUGUUAGAUCUUGCAAGAUCAGAAUCUUGGAAUAAAGAAGCCUCUCUGUGCUGCCUGCUGCGUCCAGGAUUCUUGCCUGGGAGGAUCUGGGAACGGGGUGCAAUGGGGGCUGGGGGGGGAAGAAUGAGGGUUCAUCCCUCCUAGAUUCUGCCUUGUAUUCUGUGCCCAUUCGACCGCCCCAUCCCAUCAGACACUUUAAAUGGCCCUUGUUCUCCCCUUCCCUGCCCUUGCCUUCCGGCUCAUUGUGUAGGAACCCGUGACCUCACGAAGUUUGUCCGGAGCCACCUGCAUCCUGCUGCUCUGAAGUCACUUCCUGCCCGAGGAAUGGAGACAGCAGGGAGCAACCAGGAGGCCACUAAUAAUACCAAGAGGCUGGGGGAUGCAUCUGUGCUGGGGAUCUUAAUGCUUGGGACACCCCCUACCACCACCAAGGAAAAUGGAUAGGACUUGGGUCCCCUGAGGACAGUAGAGUGUGCAUAUGGCCGUGAGAAGGUGAAGCAUGUGGUUAGAGCCAACAGGCCAGCUCCAGCCCUCCCCCAGCAAUGGUGCCUUGGAAUCUAUCCAGUGCCCAGGGCCUGCCUCUCUCCCACCCUUUCCCUGUCCCGUGUGUGUCCUGGGUGUGCAGCUCUGUUCUGCUGUGGGCAGAGGGUCACAAUUCUGUUCAGUUACCUCCCUUUUGGACUUAAAUUCCUCAUCUGCGAAAGGCAAUUAAAGUGGCCUGCAGUUCCUGCCUACAUUUUCAGUUUGUGGUUGUGUUUCUCCAUCUUAAAACUUAUGACCUAGAUUAGAAAUAUUUCUAAGUAAAACAUGAAGCAAAGAACUUAAACUAAAACCUCCCUCCCCCUCCCACCCAA